Messenger RNA from Polyodon spathula (Mississippi paddlefish), 2975 nucleotides. RefSeq names its product anaphase-promoting complex subunit 7. The record is from RefSeq and is a predicted model, not a curated record. The transcript has 11 exons. Gene Ontology annotation, biological process: cell division. Gene Ontology annotation, molecular function: protein binding. NCBI's taxonomy places the organism in Eukaryota, Metazoa, Chordata, Actinopteri, Acipenseriformes, Polyodontidae. The coding region runs from base 145 to 1842 and encodes 565 amino acids.
GCCAUUUUUGAUGCACAAAAGUUGUUGCCUGUCAUAUUGUAUUUGUAUUGAUAGAAAGAAAGAAAACGAGUGCUUUGUCCACCGUUCUCCUCACAACCUAGAUAUUUUCUUUUAUUUGUUGGACAAUAACAACAGCUAUUUAUAAUGAACGUGGUAGACCAUGUGCGGGAAAUGGCAGUGUCUGGCCUCCACUCCAACGUCAGAUUAUUGAGCAGUCUGCUCCUGACCAUGAGCACCAACAGCACGGAGUUAUUUUCACCUUCCCAGAAGUAUCAGCUGCUGGUGUACCAUGCUGAUGCUCUCUUUCAUGAUAAGGAGUACCGGAACGCAGCAUGCAAGUACACUAUGGCCUUGCAGCAGAAGAAGACCCUAAGCAAGACCUCUAAAGUGAGGCCAUUCCCUGGGAGCACUACAUCCUCCCCACAGGCCCAGAGCCUGCCCUCUGAGAUUGAAUUGAGAUAUAAAAUAGCUGAGUGCUACACCAUUCUGAAGCUGGAUAAAGAUGCCAUCGCAGUGCUGGAAGGGAUUCCUACCAGACAGAGGACUCCCAAGAUUAACAUGAUGCUGGCUAAUCUGUACAAGAAGGCUGGACAGGAGCGCUCGGCUGUGACCAGCUACAAGGAAGUCAUCAGACAGUGUCCCCUCGCUCUUGAUGCUAUCAUAGGUCUGCUGUCGCUGUCUGUGAAAGGUGCAGAAGUGGCUUCAAUGGCUAUGGAUGUGAUUCAGAGCAUCCCCAAUCUGGACUGGCUGUCAGUGUGGAUAAAGGCAUAUGCUUUCAUACAUUCUGGUGAUAACAUGAGAGCCAUCAACACCAUCUGCUCCCUGGAGAAGAAGUCCCUGCUUCGUGAUAACGUGGAUUUGCUGAUUAGCCUUGCAGACCUGUAUUUCAGAGCUGGGGACACGAAGAACUCCAUCCUCAAGUUUGAGCAGGCUCAGAUGCUGGACCCCUAUGUGAUCAAAGGAAUGGACGUGUAUGGGUACCUUCUGGCUCGAGAGGGCCAUCUAGAGGAUGUUGAGGUCCUAGGAGGACGUCUGUUCAACAUCUCCGACCAGCAUGCAGAACCCUGGGUAAUCUCUGGGUGCCACAGCUUCUACAGUAAGCGGUACUCUCGGGCGCUCUACCUGGGAGCCAAGGCCAUCCAGCUGAACAGUAGCAGUGUACAAGCCUUACUGCUGAAGGGAGCUGCGCUGAGGAACAUGGUGCGAGUCCAGGAGGCCAUCAUCCACUUCAGAGAGGCCAUGCGCCUCGCCCCCUGCCGCCUGGACUGCUAUGAAGGUCUCAUUGACUGUUACCUGGCGUCGAACAGUAUCCGUGAAGCCAUGGGGAUGGCGAAUAAUGUGUACAAGACCCUGGGAGCGAACGCUCAGACGCUCACCAUCCUGGCCACCGUGUGUCUAGAGGACCCCAUGACACAAGAGAAGGCCAAGACUCUGCUGGACAAGGCGCUGGCACAGAGACCAGACUAUAUCAAAGCUGUGGUCAAGAAGGGCGAGCUGCUCAGCAGAGAGCAGAAAUACGAGGAGGGAAUCGCUCUGCUGCGGAACGCCCUCGCCAACCAGAGUGACUGUGUGCUGCACAGGAUGCUGGGAGAUUUCCUGGUGGCUGUCAAUGAUUAUCAGGAGGCCAUGGACCAGUACAGCAUCGCACUGAGCCUGGACCCGAAUGACCAGAAGUCCCUGGAGGGCAUGCAGAAGAUGGAGAAGGAGGAGAGCCCGACAGAGGCGACUGCAGAUGAGGAUGUGGAUGAUAUGGAGGGCAGCGGGGAGGAAGGGGACCUGGAGGGCAGUGACAGCGAGGCCGCGCAGUGGGCUGACCAGGAGCAGUGGUUCGGCAUGCAGUGACCCAGCGAGGCCGGACCAGGUACCGCCAGGGGAGAGCCAUCUUCUCAUCGACCCAGUGAGCCAGGCACUGACCCCUAACACAUAGUGCCUCCUGGUGGUAGACUUCACCUACUGCUUGUGAGAAUCAAAGAUCACACUGUUAGUCAAACAAGGGUUUGGUCAGCUUAGUGCUUUUCAUUCCCAACUUAAAAUUUUAAGAUAAUAUAAUUAGACAAACACCAUCUGACCCUGUACUUUUUUGACUAACUGCUGAGAAGGGUGCAUUGUGAGAAUGAACUUGGCAGAGCUUCCUACCUACCUGAAAAGACUUGUGAAUAUGUUCCUUGUUGUUUUGUUUUUUUUCUUUUGACAAAGAUUUUUGAAUAUAAAUAAUGUAUUUUUGUAUUAUUUUAAUGGAAUAUCUUUUUUUUUUUUUUCAUAACCUGAUCUGAAAAUCAUUGGCUUGUAAUAGUUGUGUACCUAACAGCUGCAAGAUGAAAGGAACAGUAAACAGGAAAGGCAAGGAUUUGGUCUUGUUGCACACUGCGGCAUGGUCUGCGUGUGGAGAGUCACAUUCCUGCUGCAGCUUUGGUGCACUUGAUGAAUCAUUUCCCUUUUGUGGAAAGCUUUCUGGUUAAGACUUUUCUAACCCAUUUAAUCAAGAACCCAGAAUGUGAAGGAACAAAAUCUUACUUUCAGCCUUCUUCUCGAGGUCUAUUUAUGUCAAAUAUUGUUUGUAUUAUGUGUACUAAAUUAGCAUGUGCGUACCGAGAUUAGAGAGCUUUUUAUUCAGUUAUUAUGACUUUAAUUGGUGGUGCUUUGUUGAUCUUUUUGUUGCCUUGGUCUCUGACAGUUCUUGCAGUGGUCUUAAAGCAGUGUUCAUGAAAGAUUAGCACACAAUCAAAUGCACUCCUUGGCACGCUAAUGCUUUGUGAAUACAGCCCUUAAGACCCAUAUAUUAGUGGACUUGGGUCCCAGUGUUUACGUAUUGUGAAUGGCGCCCUGGAGAUAUUGGUGUUAAAUACCUUCUUAGUCACUAGCUAACUGAAAGAAUGUGGAUGUGUAAUUAUGAUACAAUGUUUCAAAACUAAAAAAAAAAAAAAAACUUUUGUUGGAAAAAACUAUUAAAUCCAUUGUGGAAAUAUCUGACUCCA